Messenger RNA from Baudoinia panamericana UAMH 10762, 1701 nucleotides. RefSeq lists its product as uncharacterized. The record is from RefSeq and is a predicted model, not a curated record. Lineage: Eukaryota; Fungi; Ascomycota; Dothideomycetes; Mycosphaerellales; Teratosphaeriaceae. The coding region runs from base 1 to 1701 and encodes 566 amino acids. The transcript has a single exon.
AUGUUGUUCUUUUCUACUCUUGGUUUGAUUGUGUACUCUCUCCGUCUUGUCCACGCCGAUUGCUUCGAACCUAGCCCGGCUUUCCCACUUCCACUAUGGCAGAACGGCAUGCAACAACUGGAAGCUGCCUUUCAACGGAUCGAUCAACGACUGGAGAAGCUCGCUGAAGACCAGCAGUAUGACACCUCUUCCUUCUCAGUCGGUGUUACAUCGAACACCGACACGCUAUGGACUCACUUCCAUUCUGCCCGUGUACAUAAUGCUACACGGCCAGGUGUUACGCACAUCGAUGGCGAUAGUCAGUACCGCAUCGCUUCUAUCUCCAAGACUUUCACCGUUCUCGGCAUUCUCCACCAGCACGCAGCUGGCAAUCUUAGCCUCGACGAGCCUGUAUCGCUGUACAUUGAUGAGCUGAAGCAUGCCCACAGCGGCGACAUGCCCUGGAAUGACAUCACAAUCCGUGUUUUGGCAUCUCAGCUGUCGGGUAUCCCGCGAGAUGUCAUACAAGCUGAUUUGAUCAACGGAGAGACCGACCCUACGGAGCUCGGUUUGCCGCCAGUGAGCAAGGAAGGCUUGCCACGAUGUUACGAGUACGGUGGCCUCAAGCCUUGCAACCGGACAGAUCUACUACACGCUCUGAAGACACACCACCCAAUCUUUGCACCAAACGCCAUUAGCACUUACAGUAACACAGCCUUCGAGCUGCUAGGGCUGGUCCUUGAGAACGUGAUAGGCUUGGACUACGAUGUCUACAUGCAGCACGCAAUCUUCGGCCCGCUGAACAUGACUCUCACAAGUCUCAGCACGCCGCCAGACGAUCAUGCUGUCCUACCCGUUGACCAGACAUACUGGGACGUCGAUCAAGGUGUUCACAAGCCUACGGGUGGCAUCUAUAGCUCCUUAGACGACAUGAGCAAAUACCUCCGCUACGUGAUGACACACUAUAACGCGCUGGCGACGGGCGUGAACUGGCUCCUACCCGCAAGCUGGAGCACAGGGAUGGAGAGCUUCUAUGGUAUGCCGUGGGAGAUCUUCCGGACCGAUCGAAUCCUUGAGAAGAGUAAGCGGCCAGUGACCUUCGUGACGAAAGCUGGUGGCGUACCUUCGUACUUUUCACGCAUCAGUAUUAUGCCUGAAUACGGCCUAGGUCUUACUGUCUUGAUCGCUGGCAGCAAUACGUUACUCAAAGAGAUCCAAGAGAUUGUGACGGUGGAACUUGUGCGUGAGGCCGAAGCGGUCAUAUGGAAGGACGUUCAAAAGACGUACAGCGGCAAUUACGUGUCGACUAAUACCUCGCUCAACUCGUCGAUCGAGCUUGCCGCCCGGCCCUCGACUGGCCUGGUAUUGCAAAGUUUCAUCAGCAACGGCACGGAUGUUUUUCAGACACUUCUCCAACAGUACGCUGAAGCCUUGGAUGUCAAGCGAUGGCACGCACAACUGGUACCAACCCUGCUUUACAAGAACGAGGCGGAGCAGAAGGGUGAAAUCUGGAGGCUUCUCGUGGUUGCGGAGAGGACGGGCGAGGGAGCCGUCUGGGAUGAGUUUUGCAAUACUGAUGUUGACCCUAUCAGCUACGCUGGCUUGCCGGUAAAUGAAUUCGUGUUCUGGCAUGAGGAGCAACGCCUCGAGCUGCCGGCGUGGAGGGUCAGUAUGAAGCGAUCCACUGCGGACACGGCCGAGAGGUUGGUAGUGCAAGUGUAA